Molecule: messenger RNA, 1673 nt
Organism: Salvelinus namaycush (lake trout)
Lineage: Eukaryota; Metazoa; Chordata; Actinopteri; Salmoniformes; Salmonidae
Product: ribosomal L1 domain-containing protein 1-like
Exons: 9
Coding region: 64-1380 (438 amino acids)
Cellular component (GO): 90S preribosome
Source: RefSeq, a predicted model, not a curated record
CAAGAGUGACGUGAGUCAAUCGAUAUGCGCAUGCGUUACCCCGGAUAAAACACGUGAAGAAGCAUGGCAGACAAACCUGAUGAGUUGGCGCUGGACCGGGUGCAGGUAAAGAAGGCAGUUCAAGCACUGCAGGCUUUCCUGAAGACUAAGUCUACCCCAGACUCCCUGCUCCUGGACGAGAGUCAACACCUAUCCCUCCUCUUCACACUAUGGAAAAUCCCCAAGCAGGCCCAGACCAUCCGCAUCCCCUUGCCUCAUGGCAUCCGCACCAACACAGAUGAGGUGUGUCUCUUCACCAGAGAUGAGCCCAACAUGACCCCUGACCAGACCCAGAGGUUCUACAAAAAACUACUGGCUGAGAGAGGGGUCAAGAAUGUCACAGAGGUGAUCCCUUACAGAACACUGAGGACUGAGUACAAGCCCUUUGAGGCCAAACGAAGGCUGCUGGGGAAUUUUGACAUGUUCCUGUCAGACGACCGUGUUCGUCGCCUGCUGCCCUCACACAUUGGCAAGCACUUUUACGAGAGGAAAAAGGAUCCGUUGUCAGUAAACCUGAAGAGCAAGAAGCUGGCCUUGGACAUCCAGCGAACCAUCCAGGGAACAACCAUCUCCAUUUCUAAGAAAGGCUGCUGCUGCAUGGCUCGUGUGGCCCACUCUGGGAUGGCUGCAGAUGAAAUAGCCGAGAAUAUCGACUCGGCUGUUAGCACCAUCGUGACCAAACUACGCACGAAAGGACCAUUGAUAAAGAUCAUCCACCUGAAGAGCCAGUCAUCAGUAGCUCUGCCCAUCUACACCUCUAACAUGAACCACCUGACCCUCUUAGAGGAGACACAGAAACAGGCCCGCGCAGCCAUGGACGCAAAGAAAAAUGCAAGCAAACAAAAGUCUGCUAAGAAGGAACAGAAGUCUACAGAAAGAAAUACUGGUGCUGAAGUAGAGGAAGAGAUUCCACAGCUUGUUCCCAUGGUAACGCCAAGUAAAAAGGCUAAACUGGAGAAGCAGACCAAGGGGCUUGAGAAGGCUCCCAACCCGACAGUGGGGAAGAAGGCUCCCAACCCGACAGUGGGGAAGAAGGCUCCCAACCCGACAGUGGGGAAGAAGGCUCCCAACCCGACAGUGGGGAAGAAGGCUCCCAACCCGACAGUGGGGAAGAAGGCUCCCAACCCGACAGUGGGGAAGAAGGCUCCCAACCCGACAGUGGGGAAGAAGGCUCCCAACCCGACAGUGGGGAAGAAGGCUCCCAACCCGACAGUGGGGAAGAAGGCUCCCAACCCGACAGGGGGGAAGAAGGCUCCCAACCCGACAGGGGGGAAGAAGGCUCCCAACCCGACAGGGGGGAAGACAGCUAUGAGAAGAAAAAGGAACAAGAAGGCUGCUUAAAGGAAAGUGCCUCAAUCUUGAUGACUGUUUUGUCUUGACAACUCAAUGAACAAAGCAUACAUACCUCUCCAUUAAUGUCUGUGUAUUACUCCCCCUUUCUCUACAUGGAACUCUGACUUCAUCACACUGAUUAUAAAGGACUGGUUUAUAAAUAUACAACUGUUAACAUUUCAGUUUGUUGAAUUGAUCCAAGGACAAACUCAAAUGAGCUGCAAUUGUCUGUCUGCCUCAAAGGGUUGUUUAAUAUCAUCUUGUGUAAGCUCUACUUGUAAAUUAAAAAUACUACUAAAGUA